This is a messenger RNA of Medicago truncatula (barrel medic), 1845 nucleotides long. RefSeq lists its product as uncharacterized. The record is from RefSeq and is a predicted model, not a curated record. Bases 338 to 1477 code for a protein of 379 amino acids. Lineage: Eukaryota; Viridiplantae; Streptophyta; Magnoliopsida; Fabales; Fabaceae. Gene Ontology annotation, biological process: microtubule cytoskeleton organization. Gene Ontology annotation, molecular function: microtubule binding. Gene Ontology annotation, cellular component: cytoplasmic microtubule. The transcript has 6 exons.
CCCAUACACACACUCACAUGCAAAUGUCAAAACCCAAAUCUCUCUCUCUCUAUUAAUUGCCGGCCUCUUACCGUUUCCACUUAAUACGCCGUCGUUUCAUCCUUUGUCUCUUUCUUUCUUCACUCGUCGGUUACUAUAAUACUCAAAUCCCACUCUUUUCAAUUUCAUUCUCUUCUUCACUACCGAGUUGACUCAUUCUUCUUCUCAACUCGUUCUCUCAACUCACUUUCUCUGCAUUUUCUUCAUUCGAAGUUAAAUAAAUGGUGGUUUGAGUUUUUCUUAGUGCCGAGUUUAAUUGUCUGCCUGGCUUUUUUAUCUCAGAAUAUAGCUGACCGGGAUGUCGGAGACAGCACUGAAGGAUCUCAAUAAUAUUCCUGCAACUGAAAGGAAGAGUGAGGGCUCUGGUAAGGCGUGUUUGACCAAACCUCCUGUUGACAAUGCUAAUGGAAAUACUGAAGAAAGUCAAAAGAAGAAAAACUGUUCCUCUUUGGUUUCCCCACAUGUUAAUGGAAAUCAGGCCGUGCCUGCUGAUUCUGUUGUAGAGGUUGGAACUGUAGAAGUAGAAUACAUUGAUUCUGAGAACUUAAAUGAUCUAGAAGAUGUUGAUGCUUGUGUCAAGACCCUCUUAGCUGGACUAGACUCAAAGGAUUGGGUCCUGGUUUGUGAUACUCUAAAUAAUGUACGCCGUCUGUCUAUUUUUCAUAAGGAAGCAAUGCUUGAUAUUCUGGGGGAUGUGAUCACACGUAUUGCCAAGGCCCUGAAAAGUCCUAGGAGUGCUGUUAUCAAAACUGCCAUUAUGACAUCUGCUGACAUUUUCGGUGCAUAUAAUGAUCUUAUAAUAGAUUCUUUGGAUCCUCUGCUACUACAGCUUCUUCUCAAGUCUUCACAGGACAAACGCUUUGUAUGUGAGGCAGCAGAAAAAGCCUUGAUAUCAAUGACUACUUGUAUUUCCCCUAUUUCAUUGCUGCCAAAAUUGCAACCAUACCUUAAGCACAAGCACCCCCGUGUUCGUGCAAAGGCAUCGAUGUGCUUUUCUCGAAGUGUUCCACAACUGGGUGCAGAAGGCAUAAAUACAUAUGGCAUUGACAAAUUGAUUCAAGUAGCUGCAUCCCAAUUGAGCGACCAGCUUCCUGAGUCCAGAGAAGCAGCUCGAACCCUACUUCUGGAGCUUCAAAAUGUGUACGAGAAAUUUCCCAAUCUCGUGCCAGCAGCCACUGUAUCUGAGGAUCCAAAGACCGAGACAGUAUCAGAGGAUUCAAAGACCGAGACAGUAUCAGAGGAUGCAAAGACCGUGACAGUAUCAGAGGAUCCAGAGACCGUGACAGUAUCUGAGGAUCCAGAGACCGAGACAGUAUCUGAGGAACCAGAGAUCGCGACAGAAUCUUGGGAAAGCUUCUGUCAGUCAAACCUUUCUCCUUUAAGUGCUCAAGCUGUACUUCGUGUGACCAGCAUUGCACGGGAGGGUCUUGUUUCAUGACACACACACAUGAACUUCAGUUAGUGCACUUCAUUAUUUCCUGGUUUGCAUGCCAUUUUCUUCUGUAUAUACAGCGAGACAAUUGAGAUGAUUUGAGUUGCCGGUUCGAAGCACGUAUUGAGCCAAAGGUUUAUGGCGUAUUUUUUUUACUGAGCUGUCGUUACCUAUGAUUGAUAUUUGAUAGAUAUAUAAAUUACGUUACUUUCGUUGUCUUCAAGGUUUCUCCUCUUUUGAAUUGCAUGUAAGUAAUUGAGUUUGCUUUUAUUAAUUUUACAAAUUCAAUGUUGGCAUGUAAGGGAUCGAUUCUGUCUAAAUUUUGUAGGCCUUGUUAAUCUUAUACUAGUAGUUUUGGAUUUUAGUAUGUUACA